Molecule: messenger RNA, 932 nt
Organism: Fragaria vesca subsp. vesca
Lineage: Eukaryota; Viridiplantae; Streptophyta; Magnoliopsida; Rosales; Rosaceae
Exons: 3
Coding region: 254-751 (165 amino acids)
Source: RefSeq, a predicted model, not a curated record
UAACUGCACACAGGUCACAGCCAAAGAUGAAAGCUGAAGAACCGCAGGUGGCGCCGCCGGGCAUCCGCCGUGGGAAAGAUCUGCCCAAAGAUGAUAAGCCGGUCAUCCUCCGCUGGCAAGAUCUGCCCGAAGAUGAUCCAAACAGAGAUAUGAUUAUUGUGGCCCCCGAAGAUUUUAUGCCCCCGCCUGAGAAGGAGAGUGAAAAACCAUUGGCUAAUUACAUCAAAUAGGUGAUUUUGCUCUGGCCUGUAAGAUGUGUCCUAAUCCAGAUUGGCACCCGACCUUUCAGUGCCCCAACCUCACUCCUGAGCUCAAGGAAUGGCUAAAAGAAGCAAGACUCAAAGGUGGAACAUUUAGGGCUUUCCACCCUGAUGACCGGUAUUGUCACGUUUGUUUGUCGAAAGACCACUGGUCUUCAGCAUGCCCGUACCAGAUUGAACUUCCAGUAGGUGCAACAAUUGGCCCUUUUGCUGAAAUACUCUGUCUGUGUUGUGGUGAGGAUAGACCUCACCCUGGUGUGCCUGGUGUCGACUGGAAAGCAAGAGUUGUUCUCAAGGAUUCUUGUAUGUUAGGUAGCCCUGAAGCUUUAAGAAGGGCAGCUGCCGCCCGCGGCAUCAAGGCAAAUACAUCUGCAGCAGCCAGUGGCACUGUCCUGAAGGCAAGUGCUUCAAAAGCCACAACUGCUGGCACUGCCACCUCCACCUCCACAUCUGAUGAGUACUUGGUUUCUUCAACCAGCCUUUCUGCGUAGGAUACAUUAGAGUCUGAUUUGCCUGUACCUUUGCAGAUGGGCUCUCUGGAAUAGAAAUGUAAUUCGGAACAAACAAGUUAGAGUUAUUAUAUUGAUGUAUAUCCUUGUUUAAUUGUCUAGGACAAAUGCAGAUAUGAUGUGUAGUUGGUUGGAUGCUAUAUAGUUCAGUUUGCUCUUAUCA